CUGGACACCACGUCUGUUUUGGGAGAGCUGGGAUGGAAGACCUAUCCCAUGAAUGGGUGGGAUGCUAUAACAGAGAUGGAUGAACACAACCGUCCCAUCCAUACCUUCCAGGUGUGUCACGUGAUGGAACCCAACCAGAACAACUGGCUACGCUCCAACUGGAUCUUUCGUCAGGCCGCACAGAAGGUGUAUGUGGAGCUGCGGUUCACCCUGAGAGACUGUAACUCCAUCCCUUGGGUGUCUGGUACCUGCAAGGAGACCUUUAACCUUUUCUACUAUGAGACAGACGAGUCCCACGGGGUCAAGUUCAAACCCUCCCAGUACACCAAGAUCGACACCAUCGCUGCAGACGAGAGCUUCACUCAGAUGGACCUGGGGGACCGCAUCCUGAAGCUCAACACAGAGGUGCGGGAAGUGGGUCCUAUCUCCAGGAAGGGUUUGUACCUGGCGUUCCAGGACAUUGGGGCGUGCAUCGCCCUGGUCUCAGUCAGGGUGUACUAUAAGAAGUGUCCCUUCACCCUGAGGAACCUGGCCUCCUUCCCUGACACCGUGCCCCGGGUCGACUCCUCCUCCCUGGUGGAGGUCAGGGGAGCGUGUGUGGAGCAUGCAGAGGAGAGGGACACGCCCAAACUGUACUGCGGCGCUGAUGGUGAUUGGCUGGUGCCUCUGGGGAAGUGUGUCUGUAGCGUGGGCUACGAGGAGAUGGACGGGGCGUGUCUCGCGUGUCGACCAGGCUUCUACAAGGCGUUUACGGGGAACAUCAAGUGUUCCAAGUGUCCCCCUCACAGUUUCAGCUAUGGCGAGGGGGCUGCUGUCUGCCACUGUGAGAAGGCUUUCUACAGAGCUGAGAGAGACCCACCCACUAUGGCCUGCACACGUCCCCCCUCCCCUCCUCGUAACGUGGUCUUCAACCUGAACGACACCUGUCUACAGUUGGAGUGGUCUCCUCCCAGCGACAUGGGUGGUCGCAGGGACCUGACCUAUAACGUGCUAUGUAAGCGAUGCGGCCCAGAGCCCGACCAAUGCCAGCUUUGUGGGGAAGAGCUUCGCUUUGUGCCCCGCCCCCAGGGCCUGACUAACGCCACCGUAACGGUGAUGGACUUCUCUGCUCACGCCAACUACACCUUUGAGAUUGAGUCACUGAAUGGAGUGUCUAAGAUGAUUAACUACCCGAGACCUGUGGCCGCCAUUACUGUCUCCACCGACCAGGGCGGUCCCUUUAUGGUGGGCGUGCUGAAGAAGGACUGGGCAUCUCAGAACAGCAUUGCCCUGUCGUGGCUGGAGCCAGAACAGACAUCCCUCCUGGUGGUCGACUAUGAGGUCAAGUACUACGAGAAGGAACAUGAGGAGUUGAGCUACUCAUCGACGCGGACCAAAGCCCCCAGUGUAAUCAUCACAGGGUUAAAGCCCUCCACCUGCUACGUCUUCAGCCUGAGAACACGCACCUCCGCUGGACACAGCGCCUACAGCCCCAAAUACGAGUAUGAGACCACGGACGACACGUCGGACAUGGCGUCAGACCAGGGUCAGGUGUUGGUGAUCGUCACGGCAGCCGUGGGAGGCUUCACUCUCCUCAUCAUCCUCACCCUCUUCUUCCUCAUCACCGGACGGUGUCAGUGGUACAUCAAAUCCAAGAUGAGCUCAGACGACAAGAGGAGGACCAACUAUCAGAACGGACAUGCCCUCCCGUACCCAGGGGUAAAGACUUAUGUAGAUCCGGACACCUAUGAGGAUCCUACUCAGGCUGUCCAUGAGUUUGCCAAAGAGAUUGACCCAACCCGGAUCCGCAUAGAAAGAGUCAUCGGAGCAGGUGAGUUCGGGGAGGUGUGUAGCGGUCGUCUGCGGACGCUGGGGAAGAGGGAAAUCGCUGUGGCGAUAAAGACGCUGAAAGGUGGCUACGUGGAGCGCCAGAGGCGGGACUUCCUCCGAGAGGCCAGCAUCAUGGGACAGUUCGACGACCCCAACAUCAUUAGGCUGGAGGGCGUGGUCACCAAAAGUAAGGAGGAUCAUGGGAAUUGUAGUUGCUUUUUGUUUUUAGGAGUUUACAUGGACAGACAGACUGCAGAAAGUGUGUGUUUAUGUGGGACAGCUACCUCUAACACUGGGAAUGAGUCAUUACAACCAGCCAUUCCACAUAGCAGACCUGUGAUGAUUGUGGUGGAGUACAUGGAGAAUGGAUCUCUGGACUCUUUCCUGAGGAAGCACGACGGUCACUUCACAGUGAUCCAGUUGGUGGGCAUGCUGCGUGGCAUCGCGUCGGGCGUGAGGUACCUGUCUGACAUGGGUUACGUCCACAGAGACCUGGCCGCUCGUAAUAUCCUGGUGAACAGCAACCUGGUGUGUAAGGUGUCUGACUUCGGCCUGUCCAGAGUCCUGGAGGACGACCCCGAGGCUGCUUACACCACCACGGGAGGUAAGAUCCCUAUCAGGUGGACAGCUCCAGAGGCCAUCUCCUACAGGAAGUUCUCAUCAGCCAGCGAUGCCUGGAGCUACGGUAUCGUCAUGUGGGAAGUGAUGUCCUACGGGGAGCGGCCUUACUGGGAGAUGUCCAAUCAGGAUGUGAUCCUGUCCAUAGAGGAGGGCUACCGUCUCCCUGCUCCAAUGGGCUGCCCCGUGGUUCUACACCAGCUGAUGCUACACUGCUGGCAGAAGGAGAGGAGCCAGAGGCCCAAGUUCACUGAUGUGGUCUCCUUCCUGGACAAGCUGAUCAGGAACCCCAGCAGCCUGCUGGCCCUGGUGGAAGAUAUACAGGGUCUAGCAGAGUCCCCAGGAGAGGUGGUGGACUACCACAUGUUCAUCUCCAUCGGGGAUUGGUUGGGUUCCAUCAAGAUGAGCCAAUACAAGAGUAGCUUUGUGGCAGCAGGAUUCAGCACACUGGACUCUGUGGCACAGAUGAGUAUUGAAGACGUGCGGAGGAUCGGGGUGGUGUUGAUUGGCCACCAGAGGAGGAUCGUCAGCAGCAUUCAGACCCUCCGACUGCAGCUAUUACACGAGAAUGGCUUCCAUGUAUGA
Molecule: messenger RNA, 3012 nt
Organism: Salvelinus namaycush (lake trout)
Lineage: Eukaryota; Metazoa; Chordata; Actinopteri; Salmoniformes; Salmonidae
Product: ephrin type-A receptor 6-like
Exons: 17
Coding region: 49-3012 (987 amino acids)
Biological process (GO): axon guidance; protein phosphorylation; cell surface receptor protein tyrosine kinase signaling pathway
Cellular component (GO): neuron projection; plasma membrane
Molecular function (GO): ATP binding; transmembrane-ephrin receptor activity; protein binding
Source: RefSeq, a predicted model, not a curated record